This is a messenger RNA of Lactuca sativa (garden lettuce), 636 nucleotides long. Its product is annotated as BTB/POZ domain-containing protein. Gene Ontology annotation, biological process: ubiquitin-dependent protein catabolic process. The record is from RefSeq and is a predicted model, not a curated record. Lineage: Eukaryota; Viridiplantae; Streptophyta; Magnoliopsida; Asterales; Asteraceae.
CUCAUCGAGGAGGUUUUGUCGAUUGCAAAAGCAUCGGAAAGUUGUGGGAGAAAGAUAUAGAAAAGAUGAAGAAAGAAGACACCGUAAAGCUCAUCAGUGCAGAGGGUUUCGAAUUCGUCAUCGAUAAGAAUGCCGCCAUGGUUUCUCAAACCAUCCGUAACAUGCUCACUUCUCCAGGCGAUUUUGCGGAAACCGAGCAUCAAGAAGUGACUUUUCCGGAAAUAAGCACCACCAUUCUGGAGAAAAUUUGCCAGUACUUUUACUGGUCUCUUCAAUAUGCUAGUGGGAAGGAGACUGAAUUCCACAUUGAACCUGAAUUGACACUGGAAUUGAUGAUGGCUGCUAAUUAUCUGCACACUUGACAAAUCUCCUGAUUGGAAGCAUCUUGUUCUUGACCAUGGAUCAAGAAUGCUUGAGGAUGGUUUGUGAAAAUCAGCACGUGUGUAGGUGGAAGGAGUUAUGACCAAAGUGGCAGAUGUUUUUUUAUUGUAGUUGUAAGACAUGUGUUAGGAAUUGCAUAUCCAUAAAAACAUAGGAACAAUAUGUUUGUUUGAAUCUUGGUUAUAUGUGUAAUUGUUAUUGUGCUUGUAAAUACUAAAUAAUGAAUUGUUGAAUAACACAGAAGUAGUACUAGUA